AUGCGCGUUUCGUUGUCUACCUGGUACUCGGCCCUGUAUUGCUGUUUGUCCCGUGCUUCCUGGUGUUUCCUGCUAUUCUUGGCCGCGUGUUCUUGGCCUGGUGUUUCCUGCUAUGAUGUUGGUGCUUCUAACGAAGGAAAUAAAGGGAUUUGGGCGCUUCUAAUUCUUGCUCUGGUGUUGGUUGGUUCUGUAAUGUUCUUUGGCGGUACCAAGGCGAAGCGCAACAGAGAAAUGGCUUCAAAAACAUACAGGGAUCCUCCGCCUGAAAAAACACGGAAAAAGAAACCACAAGUCAAAGGCGGAGGAGGCGGCAAAGAAGGAGGCGGCAAAGAAGGAGGCGGUAAAGACGGAGGCGGUAAAGACGGAGGCGGCAAAGACGGAGGUGGCAAAGACUGAGGUGGCAAAGACGGAUGCGGCAAAGACGGAGGUGGCAAAGACGGAGGUGGCAAAGACGGAUGCGGCAAAAAUGUGGAGGAGGAAAUGAACUGAACGUCGCUGAUGCCGCAAUAAAUGAAGGAGACGACAAGAAGUUGUAGAUGAUUGUUGAUGAUUGUAAAGAAUUGUGUUGUAAAGGAUAUAGGAUGUUAUUAGGAUAUGUUCA
Messenger RNA from Meloidogyne enterolobii, 601 nucleotides. The record is from the annotation of a GenBank genome assembly. NCBI's taxonomy places the organism in Eukaryota, Metazoa, Nematoda, Chromadorea, Rhabditida, Meloidogynidae.